CGGCGGCGGAAGGAGGAGGAGCUCCGACCGCGCUCUCUCCCGGCAGUGGCUGUGCGUCUCAGCGCUUGUCGGGUCCCCACCCCUUUUAAAUAAGCCCGGCUGGUCGCAGCCUUCACUGACUAGCUGACUCCGGGGAGGCGGCGGCGGCGAGACAGCGGGGGUGCGGCCGGGCCGGAGCCCUGCUCCGGCCCCGGCGGCGUGGCGGACAGGAGAGAGGCAGGCGAGGCCGCGUCUACCUGUGCGGCGCAGCCCCGGCAUAGCCCGGGUCUGCCGGUGCCCGCCGCUCCAUUGUUGGGGGAGGGGGCGGUCUCUGAGCUUGGCGGAGUCCGGGGCCGAGCGGAGGCGCCCCAUGGGGAACACGUUGAGCUGUUGCGUGUGCCUCAGUGCCAACCGGCGCGUGGGGCCUGCGCCAGACUCCGAGUCUGAGGUCUACGAGGCGGCGGCCGGAGACCCGGUGGCCGUAGCACCGGCGCCGGCUGCCGUGGAACCCACCGAGUUGGAUUUCCGAGCGGGUGAAGGCCACCACCUGCAGCACAUCAGCGACCGGGAGAUGCCCGAAGACUUAGCUUUGGAAUCAAACCCUUUUGACCACCCAAGGGCAAGCACAAUUUUCCGGAGCAAAUCUGAAACGGACGUGCGAGAAAAGAGGAAGAGCAACCAUUUAAACCAUGUAUCUCCAAGGAAGCUUACUAAAAGGUAUAGCUCAUGCCCAACCAUAUUUCCAGAUGACAGCACAGUCAGCGAGCCUAAUCUUAGAACCACAAUAAAAUGGGUGAGCUUAGAAAUAUAUAACCACAUAAAAAACAGAGAUUCUAAUAGGUCCUUGGACAUUUUUGAUGAGAGAUCACAUCCACUCACACGAGAAAGGGUUCCGGAGGAGUACUUUCAGCAUGAUCCUGAACCCAAAUACAUCUACAGAUUUGUGUAUGCUCUCUUCAGUGCCGCCCAGCUGGCUACUAUUAAAUGUGCAAUAGUGACUUUGGUUUACUUAGAAAGGCUUUUAACUUAUGCUGAGAUCGACCUUUGCCCCACUAACUGGAAAAGAAUUGUUUUGGGAGCCAUUCUUCUUGCCUCCAAGAUUUGGGACGAUAAGGCUAUUUCGGACUACUGCCAGAUCCUAAAGGACAUUACACUUGAGGACAUGAAUGAGGCGGAACUGCACUUUGUGGAGCUCCUCCAGUUUCAUCUUAAGGUUUCCACCAGUGUUUAUGCCAGAUACUACUUUGACCUUUUCUCCUUAGCAGAUGACGACAACCUGAGUUUUCCAAUUGCUCCUUUUAGCACAGAAAGAGCACAGAGCCUAGAGGCCAUCUCCAGACUGUGUGAAGACAAAUACAAAGUGGGCAGAGUUGCUGUGAGAAGGUCUUUCAGCGCUGAUCAUUUCAUUGGUAUUCAGCGCUCCAAUGCCAUCCUCUCAUGAACAGAGAGAGGUGAGGGGUUGUAACAUCAUGAACCCCUCGUAACAAGGACUGGAGAAAUACCACCUCUCCUGCUCAGAAACCAGCAAAGUUAGUAUUUCACCCAGAAGAAAGACACUGAAUUCAAGAGACUUGCAGACAGCAAAGGUUAUGGUCAUAGGAAAAAACUGGACCUUGUCAAGACAACACACUCUUCUGUCCUUUUUAAUGUAAACAGAGUUACAAAAACCACUCCAAAGCUAAAAGCUCCCAACCCACCCACAGAUAUUUGCUUACUGUGUAGGCCGAUAACUGUGAACUAUGUGAGGUUUUUUUAAUAGUUUAAAUU
Molecule: messenger RNA, 1746 nt
Organism: Cervus elaphus (red deer)
Lineage: Eukaryota; Metazoa; Chordata; Mammalia; Artiodactyla; Cervidae
Product: cyclin-Y-like protein 1
Exons: 10
Coding region: 350-1420 (356 amino acids)
Biological process (GO): regulation of canonical Wnt signaling pathway; regulation of cyclin-dependent protein serine/threonine kinase activity
Cellular component (GO): plasma membrane
Molecular function (GO): cyclin-dependent protein serine/threonine kinase activator activity; protein kinase binding
Source: RefSeq, a predicted model, not a curated record